Messenger RNA from Harpegnathos saltator (Jerdon's jumping ant), 1969 nucleotides. RefSeq lists its product as uncharacterized. Bases 619 to 1242 code for a protein of 207 amino acids. NCBI's taxonomy places the organism in Eukaryota, Metazoa, Arthropoda, Insecta, Hymenoptera, Formicidae. The transcript is spliced from 2 exons. The record is from RefSeq and is a predicted model, not a curated record. Gene Ontology annotation, molecular function: nucleic acid binding.
UUCUUAUUUAAACUUCCUUGAAUUUGUUUCAAACUAUUUCUUUUGUGGGUUAACCAUUAUAAUACUCCAUUAUUAGUAAUUUUGAAACACAGCCUAUACAGAUAUUUGUCGUAUAUCGAAUGUUGUUGCGUUGUUUUAAUUUUUUACAUGAAAGGUUAUAAUGUUCUGUGAAUAUUGUAAGGACAUAUUAUAUAAGCACAAGUCACAAGAACAUCGUUGGAGUCAUUGGGAUAACUGCGUGCCACUCGAUCGUCAAGUUAAGCAAAGUCUAGUGUGGUCAACACAUGGAAGGGUAUUCCGCUUGGAAUCGAAGCUAUCGACGGAUGCAAGACGCGAGAAAAUGAAGAGUAAACUUUUUUACAUAACAAUAAUAUUACAGUUAUAUAACAUUUUAGUAACAUGUGAUAUUUCUGUUAUGUAACUGCAACUUUCUAUGAGUGGGAAAUUACAAUUAACAUGUAUAUUGCUUGUAACGUACACGUUAUAUUACGUGUUACAUUUCGUUACAUUACGACAAUGUAACUGUUACAUAACUAUAUUUACUGGGAGUUGUUCUCACGGCUACUUAAAAUCAGUUCUCACAGAUCUUAGGCAGAUUAAAAAUUAAACGUUUUAAAAAUGGCUGGCGAAUUGUCGGAACAUGAAAGAAUCAUUAUCCUCAUGAUGCAUGGAUGGGGUGAUAACGAGCGGUCGUACGCUGCUGUCGCUCAAUUAUUUAAUGAGACGUAUCCGAAUCGUCGAAUUAAUAAGUCCACUGUCUUAAAAACAAUGGAACGUUUCAGAGAAACUAGUAGCGUAAACAAUCGCCCUAAAUCAAAGAGAUCUGCCAUUAACGAAGAAAAACAACUUGUUCUGCAGACAUUUAUUGAAUGUCCCAAUUCUACUAUUGACAGAGCCGCUCAAACUUACGAUAUUGCUCCCAAGACCGUUUGGAGAAUUUUAAAGAAAAACAAGUUCCAUCCAUACAAAUUACAAUAUGUUCAAGAAUUGCAAGACGGAGAUGUGGAGCGUCGUACAGGUUUCUGUGAAAGAAUGAUGGCACUAAUAGAUGUCCGGCCCAUGUUCCCUUAUCAAAUUGUUUUUACAGAUGAGGCAACUUUCACGUUAACGGGAGAAGUUAAUAAUCAAAAUUUUCGUUUCUGGUCAGAUGAGAAUCCGAAUUGGGUGCGGGAAACUCACACACAAUACCCACAAAAAAUAAAUGUAUGGUGUGGAAUAAUAGAUAAAUACCCACAAAAAUAAAUGUAUGGUGUGGAAUAAUAGAUGGCUAUUUAAUAGGACCGUUUUUUUUUUAAGAAAAUCUGAACGCUCAAAGCAUGAUGGAGCUUCUGCUCAUUUUGGUUUAGGGCCACAUCAAAUUUUAAAUGAGACUUUUCCAUUACGAUGGAUAGGAAGAAGGAACAGAAAUGAGGGAGGAGAGAAUUGGCCACCUCGGUCACCAGAUCUAACUCCUCUUGAUUAUUAUCUAUAGGGACACCUGAAGAGUAAGGUUUACAAAACAAAACCUGAAAGCAUCUAAGAAUUGAUAUAGCGAAUAAGGGAUGAAAUAGAGUUGAUAUCUUUUGAGACGAAUCGUAUGGAAGAGCAUGGUCCAUCGAUACAUGGAAGAGCCAUUUCUGCAUUCUAUUACAGAUUGGCAUAUUGUCAGGAAGUAAAUGGCAGCCACUUUCAGCAUUUACUUUAAUACACUAAGUAAAAUUUAUUUUAAAACACGGAGUAAAAGGUUUUGAAUCAUUAAAGAGAGAUGACAGUUUUCAAUCAUCUUUUUUUGCAACCUAUCACGACUAUACAUACAACACAUUCACAUUUGUUUAGCCACACGCAUGCACACACAUACACACGCACGCACGCACGCACACACGCGCACGCACGCACACACGCGCACACACACACACACAUACACACACAAGGGAUCAGAUUCAUACGACUUCCACGCAGUUGAUCCUGGAUAACACUAACAAGGAGACCC